Messenger RNA from Cyphellophora europaea CBS 101466, 531 nucleotides. RefSeq lists its product as uncharacterized. Lineage: Eukaryota; Fungi; Ascomycota; Eurotiomycetes; Chaetothyriales; Cyphellophoraceae. Bases 1 to 531 code for a protein of 176 amino acids. The record is from RefSeq and is a predicted model, not a curated record. The transcript has 3 exons.
AUGAAGGAGAGGUGCGAAAGACAACAUCGCAUGGGUGAGACUUGUGGCAAGAAGCUGGUGCACAGUGAUUAUGUCACAAUGUCCCCUGAACCAUGCCGAGUCUGUAAGGACAUUGACAUCAAAUCUCGGAAGCUGGACAAGGAACGGCAAAACAUUGCUCGGUGGCGUCAGGAGGGGAAGAAGUUCGUGGCAAGCAUUGAAAAGGCCGAAAACGAGGUCGAGCGGCUCAAGGAGACGAUCGACAACCUGGAGAGCAGCCGUGUCUCAAAGAAAUUCAGCCUUUCGUCGGCGAGCCGACACACAGGAAUGCAGCCGAGCACUCAUGUGCAGCAGAACAUCUCGCAGGCACAUCAUGUGGACCAGAUGAAGCAUGUGGUGGACCGUCAUACCUCGUUGAGUGGGGGUGGCCACCAUGGUCAAUACAACAAUCCUAUUCCGCAACACUCGCAGGGAAGCGCGGCGGAUCGGCACGCGGCAUUACCGCACAGGCCUUCGAACCAGAGCAGGUCUGAUCGUCACGGACGUGGCUGA